Messenger RNA from Nematolebias whitei (Rio pearlfish), 1697 nucleotides. It is a transcript of the gene ephx4, whose product is annotated as epoxide hydrolase 4. The record is from RefSeq and is a predicted model, not a curated record. Gene Ontology annotation, molecular function: hydrolase activity. NCBI's taxonomy places the organism in Eukaryota, Metazoa, Chordata, Actinopteri, Cyprinodontiformes, Rivulidae. Bases 1 to 1215 code for a protein of 404 amino acids. The transcript is spliced from 8 exons.
AUGAUCCUCAUCACACAUGUGGUUCUACCAAAGAAUGUUCAAGAAGAUCCAGAGUUGAAGCUGUUCUUUACAGAGGAGUGGACUAAAGUUCCUCCAAGCUGCCUGUCAGGCCCGUGGACAACGGAACCAGCUCCACAGCCUGUUGAAAAGGACCCUGGUGAGCAGAUUUGCAAAUACACUGCCUCUGAUGUUCUCAAACUGGCUGAGAAGCUGAAGUCUCCAAACGAAGCGCAAGCUGAACCCCAGCAGAUCUGCAUGGUUCAAGAGAGAGAGGUCGCCCGCAAAAUGGAGCAGGAGCGUCGCAGGAGAGAGGCUUUUAAUGUAUUUGUGUGUCUCGUGCGUGCGCAGGAGUCCGGCCUUCGAUUCCACUACGUUGCAGCUGGAGAGCGAGGGAAGCCUCUCAUGCUUUUUCUGCACGGAUUCCCUGAGUUCUGGUUCUCCUGGCGCUACCAGCUGCGGGAGUUUAAGAGUGAGUUCCGUGUGGUGGCUGUCGACAUGCGAGGAUACGGUGAAUCUGACGUGCCGCUCGCCACUGAGAGUUACAACUUCGAUCACCUGGUGACGGAUGUGAAAGAUAUCGUGGAGUACCUCGGGUACAACAGAUGUUGCCUUGUAGGCCAUGACUGGGGUGGGACGAUAGCGUGGCUGUUUGCCAUCCAUUACCCUGAGAUUGUGACAAAGCUCAUUGUCCUGAACUGUCCCCAUCCAUCUGUAUUCACAGAUUAUGCUGUGCGCCACCCGAGCCAGCUGCUGAAGUCCAGCCAUUUUUUUUUCUUCCAGCUGCCCCGCCUCCCAGAGCUCAUGCUUUCCAUCAACGAUUUCAAGGCGCUGAAAGAUUUGUUUACCAGCCGCAGCACAGGGUUUGGAAGAAAAGGCCGGUGGCUGACUGCAGAAGACUUGGAGGCCUAUCUGUAUGCACUCUCACAGCCAGGAGCUCUGACAGGAGCCCUCAACUAUUACAGAAAUGUCUUCAGCUCCUUCCCCCUGAGCCACAGACACGUCCGGUCUCCGGUGCUGUUGCUGUGGGGGGAACGGGACGCGUUCAUGGAGCAGGAAAUGGCCGAAGCCUGCCGCCUGUACAUUAGGAAUCACUUCCGACUCAACAUCAUUUCUGGGGCCAGCCACUGGCUGCAGCAGGACCAGCCCGACAUCGUGAACACCCUCAUAUGGACCUUCCUGAAGGAGGGAGAGGGACGCAAAUGUUACAGGAACUAAAGCAACAACCCUCCCCCUCACUUGCCACUCCUGGAAGCCUUUAAUAUGCCUGUGACACCAAGUGACAUAGUGAUGAUGCAAUCAUACAUUGAAUUUUGUCACAUUUUAGACGUUUUUUUAAGAAGUCAGCAGUAAAGGGGAAGAAUCAAAGCACACCUCACCAGAGAGGACAACGAAGAGUACACAAGACACAUAUGAGAUGUUUUUUGCACACGACAGCGACAUACGCCUUAAAGUUUGUCAUUUACAAAAUUACAAACGUGUGGCAGCACCUUUUUGUGACUCGUAUUGUGUGGUGCCUUUUCACUUUUGAACUGUUGUUGUGUAAAAAUGUCCUGGGAUGUUGCUUUGUCAGCUGUACUCAUGCAUUUCAACUCUGUUUUGGAGCACAGUCCUUUGGGAGUCAGAAAACAUCUGCUCCCUUUAUCAGGUAGUGUCUUUCAAAUCUUUUUUUAUUUGUUUUCAAAGGAAUUUGCUCAAAU